Molecule: messenger RNA, 7287 nt
Organism: Paramuricea clavata
Lineage: Eukaryota; Metazoa; Cnidaria; Anthozoa; Malacalcyonacea; Plexauridae
Source: the annotation of a GenBank genome assembly
UAACUGAGAUGUAACAAGUAUUUGGUUAGUACCAACAUUGGUAACAUAGAUAUGACUGGUAUUUCAUACAAAACUUCGGAUAUGAUUGACCGACUAUGGCGUGUAGCUGUUGUGUUUGUCUUGAUGAGUAUCUCUACGGACAGUAUUGAAACAACAAAUGAUAUCAACAAUUCAAAUGUACCAGUGAGAACAACUGAAUCACCAGUUCAGAAUAUGACAACAGUGACAGUGCAGACAACAGAAAGUCCGUUAAUACCUCAUGUCAACGUCACUGCAGUCACAGGUAAAUAUCGUGUAUCAGUUUUGCAAUUGUAUGCAUGAACUUGACUGAAUUUAAUACUAAGUUUAAUACUAAGAAUUGAAUACUUAGGGGCCGAUUACAUGGAGCAUUUUCAACCCCGGGGUUGAACUCAGCCCUGUUUACCGGGUUGAAAUUUCAGCCCUGUCUGUAAUACAAAACUCUACCAAAAUCAAACGCGCGAUCACAUGACAAAAUUUUCAACCCAGGGCUGCAAUUAUCACAUGAGUUAUUCGAGCAUACGUGGUAGUGACUAUUUAUUACAAGAAGACAAAAUAAAGGCUUUUUUUACUUCCACUAAUCGAUGCCGCAAACGUAUAGUAUAACGUUUCAACCCCGGGGUUGAAAUCGUCCAUAUAAUCGCAAAAAAUUUCAACCCGGUUAACAGGGCUGAGUUCAACCCCGGGGUUGAAAAUGCUCCAUGUAAUCGGCCCCUAAGUUUGUUCCUCAGACAAUAUUUAUAUAGGGAGUUUGGCAAUCGACAAAGGCAACGGCAGAAACAAAAUUACUUUAAAGAAUACAUUGUCAUUGAUCUUUUCAGUACGAACAAUCCUUAUUAAAAUAGCAAUAGUCAGUACUAGUAAAUUCACAUUAAACAUCACCACACGACUUCGAACGUUCUAACGGUAUCAAUGGCUAUGACGAGAAAAUGCGGAUAUAUACUAUAGGCUAUAACGGAGCAGUUUGGACAACUACGACGCGUACUGCUAGCUGACGUUAUACCGUUGUAUUUGCCAAGCUCAUGCACUAAUAUAAAUAAUGACAGUUAAUAACGCAUAUAUUUCCUUAUAUAUAAUAUAUGUAAUACCAAUUGGGUAUAUAUGUCACGUUCCGCGUUGUGUAAUGGUAUCACUCGUUGACACAGUAUUGUAUAAAAUAUAUUCAAGUUAAGUAACAUGUCCAUGUAGUUUUGUCUAACCUUCAUAUGUCAAGCGGUGCUUCGGUCUUAAAAGACAAUCUAAAAAGACAAAUGACGUUCGGAGUAUACCUUGCAGAUUUAAUACCGACAGCUAGGUAACAUUCUGCCUAAUUCCAUGUGUCUAUGGGAUUCAUUAUCACCACCAGUCUAAUGUGCAAAUUUUUCCCCCUUUGAAUGUACAGGAAACCUCAGAAUUGACAAUAAUCUUGAACGAUAUGUGCAUAGGCAGUGGCUAUAAUAAGAAAGCUGCGGAAAUAUAGACAGGGAUAUAACUUGUCAACUUUACCUGAAAAAUAAUACAAGGAGAACUUCGACGUUUCGAACGAAGUCCCUUCGUCGCUGGGAAGUUGCUCUAAACGUCGAAGUUCCCCUUUUAUUUCUGGUGGUUGCAACAAUCCGCAUUUGACGUUUUUUGCAGUUUUACGGGCCAUGCAUGCAUGCAUGCAUGUGCAGUCGUACAAGCAGUAUCUUCUUUUAGUAUUGCAGUGCCUUUUUUAACUAUACAGUAUAUCUGGGGGGGCAAUUGCCCCCCAGGGAAAGAAUUCCCCCCCCCCAGUAAAGCCAUUUCUGCCCCCGAAGUGCGAAGCAGAAUUGCUCAUGAUUGCUGUCAGAAUUGCAGUUGAUUUACUUGAUGAGAUUAUGCCCUUCCAUAGCCUCCUCCACAGCCACCUUGUGUGUAAUUCAUAUUAUUCUUCACCGAGUAUUUCAUAAUAGCGAUAGAUUUCAUGCAAACAAUCCGAUAAAAUGCUGUUCCAAGAAGAAUAGAUUUAUUUUAGAUUUUUAACUGUUAAAUACAUGUAUGCAUUAUCAUAGCAUGAAUAUUUCUUCUCAGAUUUAUUCUGUAUCGUAUGAAAAAGUAACGCAAUUUUGAGAAUGCGGAAAUGGUGUCUCAUAGAACCUAAAAUGAUUUAAAUGCAACAUUUCUGAUCAAAAUCACAUUGGGAUUUUCUCCCCCCCCCCCACCCCCAGCAUCACAGAGAGGAAAUAAGGUGACACUGACCCCUCCUCCUAUUUUUCAAGGUGACUUUUCCAAUUUAUUUAAUUCCGAGUAGAAAUGCCUGGAAAAAUCAUGUCUUCGAUGUACUUUAUAAUCUUCGGAAUUCUGCUAGAUUUCACUCCCAAAAUGCUUGAAAUCGCAAUUCAGGGACCCUAGAUUUCAAAAUUUUCCCGGGGGUGCAUGCCCCCGGACCCUCCUAGACGGUCUCACGCCUUUGGCAUGAGGUUCGCUCCCCCCACCCCAAAAAAAUAAUAAGGUCUGGCUGCGCCACUGGUUAUAGCUGUACGAUUAUAGCUACAAAGAGUUGAAGUUAUUGUUUAAAGUAAAAUAUAGGUGAAGUUAAUAAAUUCAAGUUUUACAAAAUCUCUCUUCAGACUCGCGCGUUCGCCAAACCUCGACGGCUCAUAUUUUUCGUUCUGCCUUUGUUCCUGUUUUGCCCCUCCAGUGAAAAUUCCUUAAAAAAGGCACUGUAGUAUUCAAUUACACUGAAAUAAAAUAAAAUAAAUUAAAAGAUAAAAUACUUGCACUGAUUACCAUAUUCAACAAAUAUAAUAAUUAUUAGUUAAUACCAUAUUUUUAGAUUGGAUAAAGACCCAUAAGAAACAAGCCGCCAUUGGAUUAAUUGUUGGAGUGACAAUUGCAGUGUUAAUCAUUAUUUUAAUAUGUUGCUGCAUCUCGAAAUUUGCUGUCGAAAAAGUGAAACGAAAAAAGAAGAAAAAAGAUGGAGUAUUACGGGGAUAUCUGAAAAAGAUCAAAUUACCAAAGUUAAAACUGCCUAAACUAUCUUUGUUUAAAGUUCAACCGAAGGAUGGUUUUGGCAAAGAAAUUGUGAGUAUAAGAGACGUUUUGAGUAUAAGAGAAGAUUUUAGACACUUAACUAGUUAUACACGUCUGCGGUUAAAAUCUAUAAUUAUAUAAUCUCAAGCGUUUUGGGAGGUCAUAGACAUAGCAUUUUGAUUAUUUUAAAUAAAACCAAGAACACUUAAAAUAUAACUAGAAAUUAAAAUAUAAUGCCCAUACAAGAAAUUAAAAUAUAAGCCCCAUGACUAUAAUUAAUCUGAAUUUUCCCAAGGGGAGGGGGGAGACAAUUUCGCCAAGGGGGCGGGGGCAAGACACCCCUCCCCUGCCCCCUCCUCUGCCUAGAUGGAUGGCUAUGAGCCAUUCAGGUUGCAAAAUACAGAAAAAUAAAAGAGAGAUUUCGUUAGCAUAUUUUGAAGAGGGCUAUAACAGUUUUGAAAUAACGUAAAUCAAGUUUGCUAAUUAUUCAUCUUUUUUCCUUUGAAAUAGAAAGAUAUUGGAAGAUUGAAGUUUUCUCUUUUCUACGAGAAACGAACGUAAGUACAAUCAAAACGAUGUAUUGGAAAUUCCGGGCAUCGUGGAUCCUGAGGAACAUUUGCCAUAUACUUAUAUAUAGCAAUAAGACUGAGGAACAAUUUCAACUCACACGUACAUACUUUACAAGAAAAUCUUAAAGACUUAUAUACUCGAUGUUCAAUAAAUGCACUCGGUAACAUAAAUGCAGUCUAGCAUGCUUAACUAUUUAAGUCUUGCGCACAUAAUGACGUAAUUUUUGGUCAAAUUUGUCAUUGUUGUUCGAGUAAAAUUUGGAAAAGGCAAUUAAGUUCAGAUCAGGGAUGUGCUGGGGUCUUGAAAAGGACGACGAAUGAGCAACGUCUGAUGGGGCCCAGGCCCAGUGACGGAUGGAUCCAGAUUGGGGUGGGGGUAUUACUAAUCAAACAUGAAACAUUUCAGUCGCUAAUUAAUUUUUCCCCCAAAAUUGUUGACAAGCGGGAGGAGGGGUUGGGGGGAGGAAGUAAAACAAAUUUCCGGACAUACGAUUUUUCCGCAGUAACUUUCGAAUUACUGUACCAUAUUUUCGUAAAUUUAGAUAAAUAUAAAUUGUAAUAUCUUAGUCUUGAUUUUCAAAAUUAAAAUCUAUAUUUUUUAUCUUUUCCAAUGUUUUAAUUUUAGGGGCCCAUGAUGGCAGGGGCCCACAACAAGUUCUCGUCGGUUCGUCCCUGACCAGCACGUCCCUAGUUCAGAUUUCAAGAAACAUUUAUAAACAGUUGUUCCAAGUAUUAUAUAUAUUAUAGCAACUUCGGUUCAAGAAAUGUUAUAUAACUAUAGCGGAUCUGCCGAAUGGAUCAUUGAUAUUCAAAAACCACGACCAUGUCCACCCUCUUAACUAUAUAACACCAAAAUAAUCAUCUUAAAUUUGUAGAGCAAUACUUCAUGUGAAAAUCAAGAAAGCAGAAGAUUUAUCAGUGAAGUCAUCAGGCUACGUUUCAUUUAAUUUUGUUCAAGUCGAGUUAGAUCCAUUUUCAGUGGCAAGAAGUGCUAAAGGAGAAUAUCUUGAAACCAGGAGAGUUAGGAACAGUGUUUCUCCUGUGUUUGAUGACCUCAUAACUAUAAACAUCUUGCCAGAUGAACUCAAGGAACAGACCUUGAUGUGUUACGUGUACGAUGAGAACAAAAUAUCGCCAAGAGAUUUGAUCGGAGUCGCCAUGCUAGAAAUGCAUGGAUUGUUUCAGAGUAUUCAUGGAAAAGAAAAGGAUUUUGAUGAAACUUUGGAAUGGAGGAAAGGGGUAUGCGAGCUUUUCAUUUUCAAUGAUUGAGAACAAAAAUUUGUGUAAUUAUAAGGUUGCAGCAACUCAUGUGAUAAAAUCAAUCAAUCGGGUGAAACCUUUAAGAUUGGAAUGUAUUACCUUUCACAAGUGAUAGUGUACAGCUAUUUCAAUUAAGGUUGUCCCCGAGCAAAGCGGAAAAGUCAAAUACGAGCGCGAAAGGUUUGCUGGGAAUCGCUAAAAAAUUAAUGAUUUUUUAAGGAUUCCCAUGCAGCAAGCCUUUCGCGCUCGUAUUCCACUUUUCCGCUUUGCUCAGGGACAACCUUAAUUGAAAUAGCUGUAUAUAUGCAAAGAAUUGGGUUUUUUUGUGCAAAACACUCUGUAGUGUUUAUUUAUCUGGCAAAUCUUUCUAUCCGUAAGCUAGCUCAGAUUCAUCAUUCAUGCUCAAAUCUACAUUGGUUCAAGAGCUUUGCGAAAUAACAAAACUUGGUGUUUUCCACAAAAAGAAAUUACAGUAUAGCAAUCAUUUCCAGUACAUUAUAAGAUGUUCAUGCAUAUAAGAGUUGAUGUCAAUUAUAAUUUUAUAUUUGUCCUUUACACAUUAGGCAAAAGGUGGCGAUAUUUGGCUUAGUUUCCGUUGGAAUCCAAAGGAUGAAAUAUUUUACGUAACUGUGAAAGAGUGUUCGCAUCUCUCAGCUGUAAAUAAAAGAGGAGAAUCAAGUAUGUAGAUCUCGUUGUUGGUCAAAUAACGUCUUAUGCACUCUGGUUAAAAUUGUUUCUGGUUUUUAAUUAAAUUAACCUAGAAAUAAUCAUAUUUGAGUUAAUUUAAUAUUCCUGAUUAAAUUUCCUGGUUAUUUUAACUUUUUUCCCACUAUAGUCUAGUUACGUUGACCAGCUAGGACUUUCUGGUUAAAUCAACCAUACUGUAGCCGGAUAAAUAAUAACCAGUGGCUCUUGGUUAUUUAUCAUCUAACAUGGUCUGGGAAAGGCAAAUUCAGUUUCCUUGAAGAAGUUACGUUGAGCAGCUAGGACUUCCUGGUCUAACAUGGUCUGGUUAUUUCAACAAGGACGUCCUGGUCAUAUAACUAGAUUUCUGGUUAAAUUCAGGCUGUACAUUCACUAUGGAAGGAAGCGAGACAACCAGGAAAUUUAACCAGGAAUACUAAGUUAACCCAAGUAGUGUUAUUUCUAGGUUAACCAGGAAAUUGGAACGAAAGUGUUAUUUUUAGAAAUUAGUUUGUGUUCGGUGUUGUUGUCGUAGUUGUUGUUGCCGUUGCCGUUGUUGUCGUAGUUGUUGUUGUUGUUGUUGUUGUUGUAGUUGUUGUAGUUGUUGUUGUUGUUGUAGUUGUUGUAGUUGUUGUUGUUGUCGUAGUUGUAGUUGUUGUUGUUGUUGUAGUUGUUGUAGUUGUUGUUGUUGUUGUCGUAGUUGUAGUUGUUGUUGUUGUUGUAGUUGUUGUAGUUGUUGUUGUUGUUGUUGUUGUUGUUGUAGUUGUUGUAGUUGUUGUUGUUGUUGUAGUUGUUGUAGUUGUUGUUGUUGUUGUAGUUGUUGUAGUUGUUGUAGUUGUUGUAGUUGUUGUAGUUGUUGUAGUUGUUGUAGUUGUUGUUGUUGUUGUUGUUGUUGUAGUUGUUGUAGUUGUUGUAGUUGUUGUUGUUGUUGUUGUCGUCGUCGCCGCCGCCGCCGCCGCCGCCGUGGCGUCGUCGUCGUUGUUUUUCUAAGUUCUAAAUAUGUUUAAUUCAGUCGUGUUUAACUCUUAUUUUAGAUCCUUACGUAAAGGUGGAAGUAUUCGACGGCACAACACGAAUUUUCCAAGAAACGACAAAUGCAAAACACAAAACAUUAUUUCCAAUAUUUAACGAAAGAUUUCAUUUCAAAUUAACUGACCAACAAAAGAAAUCAGUUUGUCUGAUAAUCAGUGUCAAACAUCGCCCAAACUGGAGUGCUCGCAGAAAGGUUGUCAUUGGUCAACUCAGCUUUAGUUUUCGUUCGAUGGGAGAUGAAUUAUCACACUGGAAAACGGCAUUGUCCAGUGGUAAAGAUGUUGAAAUGAUGCAUAGUCUUCGACCUGCAGUCGAAAUUCCGAGAAAGCAUCCGAGUAAGAGAACAAAAGGGCAGGACAUUAUUGAUGUAUUGUCUGAAGAAGAAAAUCUUUUGGAAGACGAGGAUGAUCUUUUACUUUAAAGAUAAUCGUCUCAGUAAUAAUAUUCUUAACAAACAAGAGAUAUAAACAGUUUUGGAUCUGCAGUGAAAAUGUAGAGAAAACAUCUUAGAGACGCAGACAUUAUUGAAGAAGAAAAUUAUUUUACUUUGAAUAAGACAAUUAUUUUACUUUGAAUAAUAAUCAUCUUAGAAAUAAUGACAUUUUUAUAGCAACAAAAAAUUGAACAAAUUGAUAAUUUCAUUGGUUUUACCGGUUUUCAUACAUAAUACUCUACAGACGAUUAAAAACCAUAUCUUUGCCUUCUUUGGGCACUUCUUUGGGCACUUCUUUGGGCUAUAGCUAUUCUGUGC